CACCUGCGUCUUGUCGCGCGUCGAUGACGUCAGUGCGACGUUUCCAUCAUGGCAGCGGAGGGCUGUGAGGAGAUGAGCGGCAACGGGGAGCUCGCUGAGUCCUCAGCCAUGGAGGUGUCUGAGGUUCCUAUGCCGCCACCAGCUGAGAUGGAGGAGAUGUCAGGAGAAAACGGCGGUGCCGCUGAGGCACCUGAAGCCUCGGCAGGCCCUGAGCCUGUUCCCUUCUCCAUGCCCCAAGCUGCAGAGGACGAGGAGGGAGAACUGCCUGCAGACUUUGAGCGACUGUGGAAGGCUGCCCAAGAUAAUCCUCAAGACUUCACCUGCUGGACCGACCUUCUACAGUACUGUGAGCAAGAGGGUCACAUUACAGCAUCACGCAGAGCACUAGAGGCUUUCCUUGCUCGCUACCCCCUCUGCUACGGCUACUGGAAGAAAUUUGCUGAUCUGGAGCGUCGUGCCGGGUAUAAAGACAAAGCAGAGGAGGUGUGUGUUCAAGGUCUCAAGGUGAUCCCUCUAAGUGUAGAUCUGUGGAUCCACUACAUCAAUCUGCUGCUGGGAACACUGGACAUGAACCUGUAUGAUUCACCUACACGUAUUCGAAGUGUGUUUGAGGAUGCGGUGGCAGCGUCAGGUCUGGACUUCCACUCAGACAGGCUCUGGGAUCUUUACAUCGAGUGGGAGAAGGAACAGGGGAACAUGAGGAACGCAGCAGCCGUCCUAGACAGAGUCCUCAAAGUCCCCACCCAGCUCUACAACACCCACUAUGACAAGUUCAAGGAACACUUGAACGGCCACGAGCCCAAAGAGGUGCUUACCCAGGAGGAGUACGAGGAGCUGAGGACAUAUUGUCGUCAGAGUCAGAAGGCAGAGCGUGCUGAACAGGCCCAGGAGGAGGAGGAGGAGAGACCACCGGGGGAGGAGGAGCCUGCUACACCAGAGGGCACAGACACUGAGGAACUGAUGCAGAAGAUCAGGGAACAAGUGCUGCUUCGAAGGGACAAAGUGUACCAGGACAACGAAGGAGAAGUCCGCAAGAGAUGGAACUUUGAAGAUGCUAUUAAACGCCCAUACUUCCACGUCAAGCCACUAGAUCGGCUUCAGCUGCGGUCAUGGCACUCAUAUCUGGACUGGGAGAUUGCUCAGCUGAACAAGGACACUAAAGACACUACUUCAGAUCAAAACGAGGCAGCUACAGAGGAGUCAGAGGUCACAGCCCAGCCACAGGAGGGAUCAGAGGAUUCUGGGGUUGCCCAUGACGACCACAGGGUUCGGAUCCUCUUUGAGCGCUGCCUAAUCGCCUGCGCUCUGUAUGAGGAGUUCUGGAACAGGUACACUCAAUACCUGGAGGCUCAGAGUGUGGACGAGGCACGGGCUGUUUACAAACGAGCCUGUGAGAUCCACUUGACAUACAGACCCAACAUCCACAUGCAGUGGGCCACCUUUGAGGAGAGGCACGGUGACCUAACAGAGGCUCGGCGAGUGCUGGAGGCCCUGGAGAAAACCCUGCCUGGGUUGGCAGUCGUCCGCCUUCGCAGGGCCGCUUUGGAAAGACGAGAUGGUCAGCUGGACCAAUCGGAGGCCUUGCUUCAGGAAGCGGUGGCAGAGUCCAAGGAGAAUCCCACGUUGCACGCUUUCUACUCAAUCAAACUGGCUCGUCUGCUGCUGAAGGUGGGCAGGAACCCCAGCAGAGCCCGCGGGAUCUUACAGGACGCUCUGGAGAUCAGUCCGGACAAUGACAAACUGCACCUGAACUUGUUGGAGCUGGAGGUGUCGGGGGACCCCUGGGCCUCCACUGAGGCGGUGCAGGAGUGUGUGACGCGAGCUCUCGCAGCUCCCCUGGCCCCACACACCAAGAUCCUCUUCUCACAGAGAGGUCUGCAGUUUGCAGAGGACUACAGCAACUCUAUUCAAAGUGUGCUGUCUAUGUAUGAAGAGCACCAGAAACUUCUAAAGGAGCUGGGUGGAACAAAAAGAGGAGCAGAGAACGGGGACGAGGACCCAGAAAAGCUCAGCACUGGCGAUGACGGCUCUGCUGCUGAUGUGUCUGAACAAGUCCCACCUACCAUGCCGCACGUCCCCAUCACUACACCUCCUCCUCCUGUGAUGGGCGCCGACAUGAGUGCACAGGCCGGCUAUGGAGCAUACAGCAGCUGGUACCAGCAGCCACAGUACGGUAGCUAUGGUUACCAGAACACCUGGAACUACAACCAGGGCUACUAUCCUCCCAGCUAAAAGAGUUGACAGUGUUUUGGACACUAAAUCAGUUGGACCUGGGAAGAUUUCUCAGCUGAACAUCAAACUGAACUUUACAGUGCUGCAGGUCCACCUGCUGGAAAAAAAAAAACAUCCCAGCAUCCUUUCCUCACCGUCCUUCCUCUGAAAAACCUCACUGUCCUGGAUUUUUUUUUUUU
Molecule: messenger RNA, 2411 nt
Organism: Labrus mixtus (cuckoo wrasse)
Lineage: Eukaryota; Metazoa; Chordata; Actinopteri; Labriformes; Labridae
Product: pre-mRNA-processing factor 39
Exons: 15
Coding region: 49-2232 (727 amino acids)
Biological process (GO): mRNA 5'-splice site recognition; RNA processing
Cellular component (GO): U2-type prespliceosome; commitment complex; U1 snRNP
Molecular function (GO): protein binding
Source: RefSeq, a predicted model, not a curated record